AAUUCUCUCUCUCCUCCAUCAAACCCCAAAAAUAUCUUCUUCAUUUUUUCAGAUCUCAAACAGAGAAAAAGAACCAUAACAAAAGCUGAAAAUUUUCUGGGAAAAUCCCCAUUUCAGAUGUAUCUAAUUUGAGAUGAAGAAGAAAGCUCAAAACAAGCUCCAUUCUUCACCUCUUUCACUCUUCUGCUGUUUCUUCUCACUCCUCAUCAGCUUCUCUUCAUGUGAGGAGCUUCCCGUUACCAGCCAUGGCAGCCUCACGGAACAAGAAGUUGGCUUCAUCAAGCAACGUCAGCUUCUCUACUACAGGGACGAGUUGGAAGAAGCCGUCACCGUCGACCCAACGCUCGUUUUCGAAAACCCCAGGCUUAGAAAUGCUUACAUUGCUUUACAAGCUUGGAAGCAGGCUAUAAUUUCCGACCCUUCUAAUCUCACCGGUAAUUGGGUCGGAUCCCAUGUAUGCAACUACACCGGCGUUUUCUGUGCUCUGGCGCCGGAUAAUGGCACCAUCAAAACCGUCGCUGGCAUUGACUUGAACCAUGGGGAUAUCGCUGGGUACUUGCUGGAAGAGCUUGGGUUGCUUACUGAUCUUGCGUUGUUUCAUAUUAACUCGAACCGGUUCUGUGGUACUAUUCCUCGGAGUUUCAGUAAAUUGAGGAUAUUGAUCGAGUUGGAUCUUAGCAACAACCGGUUCGCCGGGAAGUUCCCAGCGGUGGUUCUCCGGUUGCCAGCGCUCAAGUUCUUGGAUCUGCGGUUCAAUGAUUUUGAAGGAACUGUGCCCAGAGAGGUUUUUGACAAAGAUUUGGAUGCCAUUUUUAUAAACCACAACCGGUUCAGAUUUAGCUUACCGGACAACUUCGGGAACUCGCCGGUUUCCGUCAUUGUGUUGGCCAACAACAAGUUCCACGGCUGCCUGCCGGCGAGCAUCGGCAACAUGAGUGGUCUUGAAGAAAUUAUUUUGAUGAACAAUGGGUUGAGAUCUUGUUUGCCCAGAGAAGUUGGUAGGCUUAAAAAUAUGACUGUGUUUGAUGCCAGUUUUAAUGAGUUGAUGGGGCCUUUGCCGGAGGAAAUUGGGGGAAUGGUAAGCCUGGAGCAGCUCAAUGUGGGGCAUAAUAUGUUGUCCGGUAAGAUUCCGGCGAGGAUUUGUCGGUUGCCGAAGCUGGAGAACUUUACGUUCUCGUAUAAUUUCUUCACUGGAGAGCCGCCGGUUUGCUUGACGUUACGGGGAUUUGAUGAUCGGAGGAAUUGCUUGCCGGCAAGACCUUUGCAGAGAAGUGCGGCGCAAUGUAAGUCUUUCUUGUCUAGGUCAGUGGAUUGUAGUUCGUUUAGAUGUGCUCCUUUUGUUCCUUCUCCGCCUUCCCCGCCGGUGGUAACUUCACCGCCACCUCCUCCUGUUGUUGUAACAUCACCGCCGCCACCUACCCCAAUUUACACCCCACCAUUCUCGAUACCUCCUCCACUCGUAUACACUCCACAAUCACCUCCUCCACCGCCCCCACCAUCUCCUUCACCACCAUUUUACUCACCUCCGCCUCCGCCUUCUCCAUCGGUUUACUCACCUCCGCCCCCACCACCUGUAUACUCUCCCCCACCACCACCGCCACCGAUUUAUUUACCUUCCCCCCCACCGCCCUCACCUCAACCACCUCCUCCACCAAUUUAUCCAUCACCUCCUCCACCUACGGCAACUUAUUGUGUGAGGUCCACACCACCUCCGCCGCCCAAUUCACCACCUCCAUUGUUUUCCCCACCGCUGCCACAUCAUUCACUACCACCUCCACCACAUUCUCCACCCCCGCCACCACAUUCACCUCCACCACCAAUUUAUCCAUACUUAUCUCCACCGCCACCACCACCUCCCGUUUAUAUUCCACCUCCUCCAGUUCACUCUCCACCACCACCCUCACCUCCUCCAUGUAUAGAACCACCACCACCAUCACCACCUCCCCCAGUUUAUUACAAGCCACCCCCAUCACCUUCACCUCCUCCACCACCAGUUCAUCACCACUCUCCUCCACCGCCCUUUAUUUACGAAAGCCCGCCCCCACCAUUAUUACCACCACCAGCUCCAGUAUAUGAGGGGCCAUUGCCACCAGUAAUCGGAGUGCCAUACGCUUCACCUCCGCCACCACCUUUCUAUUGAUUGUUUUGAGAAUUUUCCUCC
This is a messenger RNA of Hibiscus syriacus, 2161 nucleotides long. Its product is annotated as leucine-rich repeat extensin-like protein 4. Bases 134 to 2140 code for a protein of 668 amino acids. NCBI's taxonomy places the organism in Eukaryota, Viridiplantae, Streptophyta, Magnoliopsida, Malvales, Malvaceae. The record is from RefSeq and is a predicted model, not a curated record. The transcript has a single exon. Gene Ontology annotation, molecular function: protein binding.